Molecule: messenger RNA, 3543 nt
Organism: Ricinus communis (castor bean)
Lineage: Eukaryota; Viridiplantae; Streptophyta; Magnoliopsida; Malpighiales; Euphorbiaceae
Product: alpha-glucosidase
Exons: 5
Coding region: 510-3197 (895 amino acids)
Biological process (GO): carbohydrate metabolic process
Molecular function (GO): hydrolase activity, hydrolyzing O-glycosyl compounds; carbohydrate binding
Source: RefSeq, a predicted model, not a curated record
GCAUGAUAGUUGUUCGUUUUAUGAAGAUUUAAAUACGUGCCUCGUACAUUAUAUAAAUCUGAUACAUAUUGUUGAAUAAUAAUUUAAUAAUUACAAAUAUAAUAUUGCAAUUAUAAAGUUAGUAUGGCAAAUCAAAACAGGAUAAAUAAUUACACACUUUAUUAUUUACAUGAAUUUCAUUAUAUAUUAUGAUCAAAUGUUAUCUUUUUAGAAAAAAACAAAAAUAAUAAAAAAGAAAAUAAAAAUAUCUUAUAUUAAAGACGCAAGUAAAAUUAAAAUAUAUAUAUACUAGUUAAAUAUAAUUAAUUAUACAUAUUCCGAUAAUACCUUAUAAGAAUCUAAAGAAGUCAGUAUUCUACAUAACAAGAAAAUCCUAUAGCAAUAUAAAGUGUGCAGCUAAAAUGUAGUCGCAUUUCUCGUGGAGUUUUGCAAGAGCAGUUCUAUUCUGUGUUGUUUCUUUUAGGAUAUAAAAGAGAUAAGUUCUUUAAUAUCUUCAUAACUUCACAGUUAUGGCGAUAUUCAGUCGCUCCUUCUUCUUUAUCUCUGUCCUCCUUUGCUUAAUUCCUCUGUCAUUAUAUGCCCAACUCGAUCAACCAGUCGGCUACGGUUACAGGGUUGAUUAUGUUACUGAUAAUCUACCAGGCAAGUCAUUGGCAGCUGAGCUUACCCUGAUCAAGAGCUCUUCUGUUUAUGGACCUGAUAUUCAGAAUCUUAAUCUUUUUGCCAGCUUCGAAACAAAGGAUCGUCUCCGAGUCCGAAUUUCAGAUUCUGAUAACAAGAGAUGGGAAAUCCCGAAAGAAAUCAUUCACCGCCACAUGUACCACCAUCACAGGUUAAUGGGACAGAGACACCCUCCCUCAGUUACAAACUUGGUCCUCUCCAACCCCAGCUCAGACCUUGUUUUCACCCUCCACGACACUGACCCUUUUGGCUUCUCCAUUACCCGCAAAUCCACUGGCGAUGUUCUCUUUGAUGCAUCCCCUGCGGAAUCUGGAGAUCCAAGCACUUUGCUGGUCUUUAAGGACCAGUAUAUCCAACUUACAUCUUCACUUCCUCAGAAUAGGUCUAACCUCUAUGGCCUUGGAGAGCACACAAAGAGUACCUUUAAAUUAAAGCCUAAUCAGACCCUGACUUUGUGGAAUGCUGACAUUGCAAGUUCAGUUAAGGAUCAAAAUCUUUAUGGAUCCCACCCAUUCUAUAUGGAUGUCCGAUCACCCUCUGACGAUGGCAGAGUGCCUGCAGGAUCAACUAAUGGGGUUUUACUGCUGAACAGCAAUGGAAUGGACGUGGUUUAUGGAGAUGAUAGGAUUACUUUCAAGGUCAUAGGUGGUGUUAUUGACUUAUAUUUUUUCUCUGGACCCUCGCCAGCCAUGGUGAUAGAACAGUACACAAGGCUUAUUGGUAGGCCUACACCUAUGCCUUAUUGGUCAUUUGGAUUUCACCAAUGUCGAUAUGGGUACAAGAACACUGCUGACAUUGAGGAAGUGGUUGAUGGCUAUGCAAGACAUGGCAUUCCUCUUGAAGUGAUGUGGUCAGAUAUUGAUUACAUGGAUGCAUACAAGGAUUUCACUCUUGAUCCCACUAAUUUUCCUGUGAAACGAAUGCAAAAUCUUGUUAACAAUCUUCACAGGAAUGGUCAGAAGUAUGUGGUUAUUGUUGAUCCUGGUAUUGGUGUUAAUAAUACCUAUGAGACAUAUAUUAGAGGGUUAAAAGCUGACAUAUACAUUCAACGUGAUGGUGUUCCUUACCUGGGAGAAGUUUGGCCUGGAUCAGUCUACUUCCCUGACUUUUUGAACCCAAGAACAAAUUUUUUUUGGCAUGCAGCAAUCAAGAGAUUUCGAGAUAUUCUACAUACUGAUGGAAUUUGGCUUGACAUGAAUGAGCUAUCCAACUUCAAUACUUCUGACCCUACUCCACUUUCUACUCUUGAUAAUCCUCCUUACCAGAUUAACAAUGCAGGAUGCCAGAGGCCACUUAAUAAUAAGACGAUUCCAACAACAUGUCUACAUUAUGGUAAUGUUACAGAAUAUGAUGUCCAUAACCUGUAUGGACUGUUGGAAUCCAGAACAACUCAUGAGGCCUUGAUUAGAAUGACUGGUAAAAGGCCAUUUGUACUCACUAGAUCUACUUUUGUAAGUUCUGGAAUGUAUGCAGCUCACUGGACAGGAGACGUUGCCUCCACUUGGGAUGAUUUAGCUAACUCAAUUCCAUCCAUUCUGAACUUCGGACUUUUUGGAAUACCAAUGGUUGGUGCUGAUAUCUGCGGUUUUACGGGUAAUACUACUGAAGAACUCUGCCGCCGUUGGAUUCAGGUAGGUGCUUUUUAUCCGUUUGCAAGAGAUCACUCGAACGUAAAAUCUAUCCGUCAGGAGCUCUAUCUGUGGGACUCAGUUGCUGCAUCGGCUAGGAAGGUUCUUGGUCUUCGCUACCGACUACUUCCAUACUUCUAUACGUUAAUGUUCGAGGCGCACGCAAAAGGAACGCCCAUAGCAAGGCCUCUUCUCUUCUCAUUCCCUGAAGAUGUCGACACUUAUGAGAUCAAUUCACAGUUCUUGAUUGGAAAGGGUGUGAUGGUAUCACCAAUAGUAGAGGCAAAUGUGAUUGCAAUGGACGUAUACUUCCCUAAAGGGAACUGGUUUAGCCUCUUUAACUACUCCGACUCGAUCAGUGUGAAAUCAGGGAGGUAUGUCCUGCUUGAUGCACCAGCUGAUUGUCCCCAAGUUCAUGUAAAGGAAGGUACUAUUUUGGCUAUGCAAGGGGAAGCAAUGACAACCCAAGUUGCUCGAAAGACGCCAUUCCAUCUCUUGGUGGCUGUCAACAGCAAUGGGCAGACUACCGGGGAGCUAUACUUAGAUAGUGAAGAUGAAUUGGAGAUGGCAAGGGGAAAGGAUUGGACGUUUGUCAGAUUCAAAUGUGAAAAAGAAGGGGACACUGUGUCGCUUAAAUCAAAGGUUAAGAAUGGAAGAUAUGCAUUGAGUCAGAAUCUGAUAAUAGAUAUGGUGACCUUCAUAGGAUUGGAGAAGGCUCAGGAUGUGAAAUCACAUAAGAUAGACAUAACAGAAGGAUCAAAUUUGAGUGAAGCGUCAGUUCCAGAGGCUUACACAGAGAGCAGUGAACAUUUUCGAACUGUUAAAAUAACAGGACUGUCAUUACCAGUAGGAAAGGAGUUCAAGUUGGAUCUCGGAAUGCAAUUCUGAAAGUGCCCUGGAUUUGUGGUAUAAACAAGCCCAAUUUGUAGAUAAGCUCCUCCCUUUGCUUAGAAUAAAAUUUUCUAGAACUGAUCUUAGUUGAAGUUUGUAUUUUGACUUAAUUAGUUUCUUUCUGUUAAAUAUAUCAGUAGGUCUCUAAGAAAUAGAUUGCAAGUAAUUGAACAGCCAAGAAAGAGCUGUUCCCAUUUCCUGGAAAGUUUUUGCAGACCUAAGAUAAGUAUGUUAAAUUUGACUGGAUUAGACAUAUUUAUAUAUCUGUGAUGCUACAUCCAUUGUAUUGUACAAGAACAUAGGUCCAUCCAUGGAAAUUGGAUAAAAAUUCUUGUAUUGGUCU